UGUAUAUCACCAUUGGUUACACCACGCCGUGGUGAUACCCAGGCAGAGCGGAGAAGACUCGCUGCAUUACAAAUUAUUUACCGUCUCUCUCCACAUAAGCAAGUAACACAAAUCUUCUAUGACUGUCAGCCAAUAACGAAAGCUAUGGGUGACUUUGCAUAUCAUCAAGAAGUUUUGAGGAAAGCUCGAGUAAUAGAAAGGAAAAGGGAAGCAGCGAGAGCCACUGAUAUUCAGUUUGGUGAAGAAUUCACAAACUCUGUUGGAACCAAAAGUGGUAAAAGAGAGCAAGUAGCUGCAAGGUACAAUGAUUACAGCCAGGAUUUGGAUCGUUUUAGACUGACACAAGAUGGUUUCAAAAAUCGUUAUCGAGCUAAGGAUGUUGAAUAUCCUCAUGUUGAUGUAAUCUAUAAAGUCAUGUACCCUGAAACUGACAACAGCUCUUAUACAUGCGAAGAAACCAGAACAGAUAGAAGGAUGAAUGUGCAAAUGUCAAAGUAUCAUGCUCAUGUACAAGUUGAUGGGAUAAACCAUCCUGUACCUGCAUCGCCCAAAUCAGAAGCUCAAGAAACUCAACAAAGUGCAACAGAAAAAGGAAAUAAAACUCCAAGCCAAACAGAAAAAGUUAAAUCUCCUGUUACUGAAACUUAAAUGCAUGGCUUCAAUAAAACAACCUUUAACAGUCAGUUUAAAGAUUCUUAAUUAAUCAAAAUCAAAUAAUGCAUAAUAUGAAGCAUAAUAAUCGUAUAACUCACUCAUGAUUAGGAGUGAGUUAAAUUUUGUUCAGUGCACGUGAAGCUUUAUGAAAUGCAAGGGUUACUUAAGACAUUGAAUUGAAUUUUCAUUUUUAUAAUAUUUUGAUAAUUUGCUCAAGUUUUUCUUUGAAUUUUUUCCCUUACCAUUUAUAAAGCAAUGGCAAAAGUGCUCAACUUACAAAAACAGUAAAAACAAAAAUGUUUUAGUAUCAAGCUCAAUUGAAGUUGUGAGGCAAUAUUUUUCGUAUGAAAAUGAGACAGUUGAAUUUUUUUGUUUCAAUUCUUUUUUUUUUUUCAUUUAUGUUUGCAUCUGAAGCUGAAGUAAUUGAAUGUGAUGUGAUUCUUGUUAUGAAAUAUUUUUGCAUGGCAAUGUUUUUAAGUUUUAAAUUAAAGUUGGUUUGGGAGAUGCAUUGCAUUAUAAAAUCUCUACUACAUGACAUCAGUUAUUGUGUGGGUUGUGUGUUACUAUUGGCUGUUCCAGUUAGCUGCAGAUUUAUUUAUAUUUCAAACCAUUAAAUGUAGUUUAAGUUCAAAAUGCAUCAAAUGCAUAUCAAUCUUCAGUUUACCGUCAGAUGAAUACUAAAAUAUAUAUUGUGUUCAUAAAUGACAAAAUCCCAUGACUUAUUUUUACUGACCUGAACAAAUUUAAAGUUAAAAAAAGUUUUGUGUGGCAUUGAUUUGGUGAUCACUGUUGGUUUUGUACUCUGAUUGUAGGGGAACAAGGAUAACAGCAGGCGAUUUGUGCUAUGUUCCAUCAGGAGAAUUGAGUGUCAUCAAACACCGCCAUGUUGAUAAUAACCCUCCAGAC
Messenger RNA from Lingula anatina, 1560 nucleotides. RefSeq lists its product as uncharacterized. The record is from RefSeq and is a predicted model, not a curated record. Lineage: Eukaryota; Metazoa; Brachiopoda; Lingulata; Lingulida; Lingulidae.